CACUUCCUGUCCGUUGUCAGCUAUGUUUGGUUCUUAUUGUCGGAAACAUAGAACAGUGUUCUGGUUCUAUUGAGACAUCUGCAGAGAGGUUCUGUUUCUGUGAGUUUAACAGAACAGCACUUUGUUCUCCAUGACAUUAUUUCUGGAACAUUUGGGGAACCUGUGACCUGCUUGCAUUAGAGCGCCGAGUGACACACUCGUUAACCUCCGAGUAUUGAUCCAACAGUCAGGUCACAGCUGUUCUCAGAGCGCAGUUAAUGGAUCAGUCUGAGCACCGAUCGAUGAUCCUCCGUCACACAUCGAUCGGGACCAUAUAAAGAGCUGCAGCAGGACGCCACCGCCGCAGAGAGACCGCUGCCACCCCCACGGCAACCACUGGACACUCAGCCGACAUCCUACCGUCAUUGGGCCGACAUUCAGUGGAUUUCUAGCCGUCAUCCAACCGACGUUCAGCCAUCACUUAGCUGUCAUUGAGCCGACAUCCAGCCGUCGUUAAGCCGACAUUCAGGCGAUAUUCAGCCGACAUUAAACAGGUAACGAUGAGUCAACAGCAGCCGGGUGGGAGGUCGUCUCUCUGCUCUCUGGGAGGAAAUUGCACCUCCUCAUUGUCCAAUCAUCAUGGCGGGAAGUUGAAGCUUCUUACCCUGCGUGGCCCCGCCCCCACACACCACACUCACCUGCAGCCUCACCUGUUCCCCACGGUGGACGUCCCUGACCAUGCCCACUACAUCAUCGGCUCUGUUAUCCUACUGGUGGGGGUGACGGGAAUGCUGGGAAAUGCUCUGGUCAUCUUUGUGUUCGGUCGCAGUCGGACGCUGCGCCUGCCCAGCAGCCUGCUGGUGGUCAACCUGGCUGCCGCAGACUUCCUGAUGUCUGUGAUGCAGUCGCCAGUUUUCUUUGUGUCAAGUCUGCACCGCCGCUGGGUGUUUGGGGAGCUCGUGUGUGAGCUGUACGCCUUCUGCGGCGCUCUGUUCGGCAUCACCUCCAUGAUGACGCUGACGGCCAUCACGGUGGACCGCUGCUUGGCCAUCACACGGCCGCUGGCGCUGUUGGGCGGGCUGAGUCGCAGCCGGGUGUUGGCGAUGCUGGCGGGGGUGUGGCUGUACUCUCUGGGCUGGAGUCUGCCACCGUUCUUCGGGACUAACUUCGGGAGCUGGGACUACAUGAGCUUCACUGCCGCCGUGCGUGCCUACACCAUCCUGCUGUUCGCCUUCGUCUUCUUUGUCCCACUCAGCCUGAUUGCUGGCUGCUAUCUCGCCAUCUUCCAGGCGGUGUGGCGGGCGGCUCAGGAGAUGGAUCGGCUGAACUGUGGCGAGACGAACAAGGCGUACGAGCGUCUCCGCAGCGAGUGGCGCUUGGCUAAAGUGGCUCUUGGAGUGAUCCUGCUGUUCAUCAUCUCCUGGGCGCCAUACUCAGCGGUUGCUCUCACCGCCACAGCCGGAUACGCCCACCUGCUGACACCCUACAUGAACUCUGUUCCUGCUGUCAUCGCUAAGGCCUCCGCCAUCCACAACCCUAUCAUCUACGCCAUCACACACCCAAAGUACCGUGCUGCCAUUGGCCGCCACGUCCCCCUGCUGCGCCCUCUACUGUGGCUGCAGGAAAAGGACCUGUGCUCGUCAUUCAGCUCCGGCACCACUUCAUCCCGUCGAGCCACGCUCACCAGUCAAAGCUCGGCAGAGCCGACUGUCCUCAGCGUCUGACAGCGAAUCCUGCUGGACGGAGUCCUGCUGGACCCGCUGGCUCGAUGGCCUUCACCAUACAAGCGUCCACUGAAGCCGCUGCAGACAGCGCCUCCAAGGCUGCCCACAGCGCCAACACCACCAAUGCCGCCAACACCGCCCUAAACAGCAACAAUGACUCCAAUGCCGCUGUCACUGCCCCCCCUCUCGGUGGGCAGAGUGAACCUGACUGUGAUGCACCUGAGGGCGGCGCUGCGGCGGAGGCUGAACCUCUCCUGCUUCGCCCCCUUCACAUGCCGCCAUGACAUCGUCACAAAUAGAAGAAGGAAAAACUGUCACAUGUUCAGAAGGAAGUCUUUUGAUUGGACGGAGAGGAAACAUCAUAUUGUGGGCGGGGCUUGACUUUUAACAGUGAUAUCAUACCAGUCGUCAUGGUUACGCUGCCUGAUGAUGAAUUAUGUUAAUGAGAUUUAAUGUGAUUGGUCAGUAAGUGUUGGCCCCUCAACUGUACAUGAAAGUAACACGCAGCGCUCACACGCUCUUGGAAAAUGUGGAAAUCUCAUCAAAAUUGCCAACAUUUUUAAGGAAAAAUUAAAUUGUCGACUGAUUCGUGCUGUAUGUGUGAUAAUAUUGUCAUCUCAUCUCUUAAUAUCUUUUAUUGUUAUUAUGAUAUUAUUGUUAUUAUAUUAUUGUUGUUAUUGGUAUUGUUCUUGCUUCUUGGACGGCACUUUGGUCCCCUCUGUUUGUUGUGAAACGUUUUGUAAAUAAAGCUGAGUUGAUGUGUUGGGGCGCUCUCAUUGGUCCAGAGAGAGGAGGCAGAG
Plectropomus leopardus (leopard coralgrouper) is the source of this 2503-nucleotide messenger RNA. RefSeq names its product opsin 4.1 (gene opn4.1). The record is from RefSeq and is a predicted model, not a curated record. Gene Ontology annotation, molecular function: G protein-coupled receptor activity. Gene Ontology annotation, biological process: G protein-coupled receptor signaling pathway; visual perception. Gene Ontology annotation, cellular component: membrane. Lineage: Eukaryota; Metazoa; Chordata; Actinopteri; Perciformes; Serranidae.